AUGUUUACCACCAAGACCUUCACCACCCUCCUCUUCGCCGCCGGCGUCAUCUCCGCCGCACCCACCUCCACCUCCACCUCGCACCCCUCGCGCACCGUCUCCCUGACAGGCGUGACCCACUCCGUCGUUGCCGGUCUAGCAGGCCUGCGCUUCGACCCCGAGAAUGUGGUAGCCUCCGCGGGCGACAUAAUUGAAUGGCACUUCCUUCCCAAAAACCACAGCAUCGCUCAAUCCUCCUUCGCCGAGCCCUGCCAGCCCCUCGCCAACUCUCCCUCCACCUCCUUUUUCUCCGGCUUCAACUUCGCCACCUCCGAGGGCCAAGCUCCGGAUGUGUUCCAGAUCGUGGUGGAGGACGCCUCGAAGCCCAUCUGGUACUACUGCGCCCAGCAGACGGGGGCCCAUUGCCAGAAUGGCAUGGUGGGUGUGAUUAACCAGAACUUCGAAAGUGCGGAAGCUACACUGGCGAAGCACAAGGAGUUGGCGGCUAAGACGGGGACGUCGGUCAUUCCUCCAGCUGUGCAGGGUGGUGAGGUUAUUGAGAACCCUAACCCUCUUGGUGGAUUUAAGCUAUGA
This is a messenger RNA of Pseudomassariella vexata, 573 nucleotides long. RefSeq lists its product as uncharacterized. The transcript has a single exon. The record is from RefSeq and is a predicted model, not a curated record. Bases 1 to 573 code for a protein of 190 amino acids. Lineage: Eukaryota; Fungi; Ascomycota; Sordariomycetes; Amphisphaeriales; Pseudomassariaceae.